This is a messenger RNA of Pipra filicauda (Wire-tailed manakin), 4831 nucleotides long. RefSeq names its product membrane associated ring-CH-type finger 6 (gene MARCHF6). Gene Ontology annotation, molecular function: zinc ion binding. The transcript is spliced from 26 exons. Gene Ontology annotation, cellular component: endoplasmic reticulum membrane. NCBI's taxonomy places the organism in Eukaryota, Metazoa, Chordata, Aves, Passeriformes, Pipridae. The coding region runs from base 294 to 2837 and encodes 847 amino acids. The record is from RefSeq and is a predicted model, not a curated record.
GCGGCAGGCGGGGUGCGCACGCUGGGGCGGGGAGAGCACUGCCCCGAGCCCCCUCCGGGCCGCCGAGCCUGUCCCACCCUGCCUGUAACCCAGCGGAGCUUAAAUCAGAUAUAUGCAGAGUCUGUCGGUCUGAAGGAACUCCUGAGAAACCCCUCUAUCAUCCAUGUGUGUGUACUGGCAGUAUUAAAUUUAUUCAUCAGGAAUGCUUAGUUCAGUGGCUUAAACACAGCAGAAAAGAAUACUGUGAAUUAUGUAAGCACAGAUUUGCUUUCACACCAAUUUAUUCCCCAGAUAUGCCUUCACGGCUUCCAAUCCAAGACAUCUUUGCUGGACUGGUUACAAGUAUUGGCACAGCAAUACGAUACUGGUUUCAUUAUACACUUGUGGCCUUUGCAUGGUUGGGAGUAGUACCUCUUACUGCAUGUCGUAUCUACAAGUGCUUGUUUACUGGCUCUGUGAGCUCACUACUGACACUGCCAUUAGAUAUUCUGUCAACGGAGAACUUACUGGCUGACUGUUUGCAGGGCUGUUUUGUGGUAACAUGCACUCUAUGUGCAUUUAUCAGCCUUGUUUGGUUACGUGAACAGAUUGUCCAUGGAGGAGCACCACAGUGGUUGGAACAAAAUCAACAACAGCCACUCAAUGGUGUUGGUCAACAAAAUGAGGCUCAGGCUGUUGUAAAUGGAGGUGUUGAAAAUGCUGUGCUUGACCAACCUGCUAACCCAGCUGCUGAGAAUGUAGUUGUAGGAGAGAACCCUGAAAUUCAAGAAGAACAAGUAGAUGAAGAGGAGGAGGAUAAUGAAGAUGAAGAAGAUGCUGUAGUAGAAGAUGCAGCAGAUGCAAACAAUGGAGCACAAGAUGACAUGAACUGGAAUGCUUUGGAAUGGGAUCGAGCAGCAGAAGAGCUUACUUGGGAGCGAAUGCUUGGACUUGAUGGAUCUCUGGUUUUUUUAGAACAUGUCUUUUGGGUGGUGUCUUUAAAUACAUUGUUCAUACUUGUGUUUGCAUUUUGUCCGUACCACAUUGGUCACUUCUCCAUUGUUGGCCUGGGCUUUGAGGAAUAUGUUCAAGCAUCUCACUUCGAAGGCCUGAUUACAACUAUAGUCGGAUAUGUUCUGCUAGCAGUGACUCUAAUUGUUUGUCAUGGCUUGGCAGCACUUGUUAAGUUCCAGCGAUCACGUCGUUUAUUAGGAGUUUGCUACAUUGUUGUCAAGGUUUCCUUGUUAGUGGUGGUUGAAAUUGGUGUAUUUCCUCUCAUCUGUGGCUGGUGGCUGGAUAUAUGUUCCUUGGAGAUGUUCGAUGCCACUCUGAAAGACAGAGAAUUGAGCUUUCAGUCUGCUCCAGGUACCACAAUGUUUCUGCACUGGUUAGUUGGAAUGGUUUAUGUCUUCUAUUUUGCAUCCUUCAUUCUUUUACUGAGAGAGGUAUUGAGACCUGGUGUCCUAUGGUUUCUCAGGAAUUUGAAUGAUCCAGACUUCAAUCCUGUGCAGGAAAUGAUUCACUUGCCCAUCUAUAGACAUCUCAGGAGGUUUAUCUUAUCAGUGAUUGUCUUUGGAUCAAUUGUACUGUUAAUGCUCUGGCUUCCUAUACGCAUUAUUAAAUAUCUCCUGCCUAACUUUCUUCCAUAUAAUGUUAUGCUCUACAGUGAUGCUCCAGUAAGUGAACUUUCCUUAGAGCUCCUUCUGCUUCAGGUGGUGCUUCCAGCUUUGCUAGAGCAAGGACAUACAAGACAGUGGUUGAAAGGUCUUGUACGAGCAUGGACUGUUACUGCUGGAUACUUGCUGGAUCUUCAUUCUUACUUACUUGGUGACCAGGAAGAGAAUGAAAACAAUGCAAAUCAGCAACCUAACAACCAGCAUGCUCGCAAUAAUAAUGCCAUUCCAGUUGUGGGAGAAGGUCUUCAUGCAGCUCAUCAAGCCAUACUUCAACAAGGAGGACCUGUGGGUUUCCAGCCUUAUCGUAGGCCUUUAAAAUUCCCACUCAGGAUAUUUCUUUUGAUUGUUUUCAUGUGCAUAACAUUACUGAUUGCUAGUCUUAUCUGCCUUACCUUACCAGUGCUUAUGUUUUCAGUGUUUGCUGGCCGAUGGUUAAUGUCAUUUUGGACGGGGACUGCCAAAAUCCAUGAACUGUACACAGCUGCUUGUGGUCUUUAUGUCUGUUGGCUAACUAUCCGAGCCGUGACAGUACUGGUUGCCUGGAUGCCACAAGGUCGGAGAGUGAUUUUUCAGAAGGUCAAGGAAUGGUCUCUCAUGAUAAUGAAGACAUUAAUAGUGGCUAUACUGCUAGCUGGUGUGGUUCCACUUUUGCUUGGACUUCUCUUUGAACUGGUCAUCGUUGCACCUUUGAGAGUUCCUUUGGAUCAAACACCUCUCUUCUAUCCUUGGCAGGACUGGGCUCUUGGAGUUCUGCAUGCCAAAAUAAUUGCUGCCAUAACGCUGAUGGGUCCUCAGUGGUGGCUGAAAACUGUUAUUGAACAGGUAUACGCAAACGGGAUUCGUAACAUCGACUUACACUUCAUCAUCCGUAAACUGGCAGCACCCGUAAUCUCUGUUCUGUUACUCUCGCUGUGUGUGCCGUACAUCAUAGCUUCUGGUGUUGUACCUUUACUAGGGGUUACCGCUGAAAUGCAAAACCUAGUCCAGCGACGGAUUUACCCUUUCCUGCUUAUGGUGGUGGUUUUGAUGGGAAUUCUAUCCUUCCAAGUCCGCCAGUUCAAGCGCCUUUAUGAACAUAUUAAAAAUGACAAGUACCUUGUUGGACAACGACUUGUGAAUUAUGAACGGAAGUCUGGUAAACCAGGCACAUCAACAACUCCACCUCAAUCUUCACAAGAAUAGAUGGUCAUAUUAAACAUCUUGACCUUCCCUUUGCCUUUACAUGUCCUUUUUUCAUAGACUCUUCUCAUCUUUGGAUAUCUCUCCCAAUAAUACUCUCGGCAGUGUUUUGGCUUCUGUUAGCAGCAUCCAGAUAGCAGUUAAGGCUUUGUUCCUUAUCUGCAUUUUCUGAUGUUAUAAAUGCUGUCUGAGAUCUGUAUAUGUGUAAAUAGAAGUAUCCUGACACCCUAAAACCUUGGAUUAAAAAGAAUGUGCAUUGUACAUCUUUAAAAAGUAUAUUAAUUUAUUAAAUCUAGUUGUCACUUUAUUUUGGACUGCUGUUCUGUUGACAAUGUGCCACAAAGCAAUAGUGCGAAGAGGCAAGAUGUUUUUAUAAAAUUUGGAGCUUACUUUAUGGUGUUCAUAACAGAUCCUAUUGUAGUAAUACAGUAUGAUUUUUCAUGAGUGGAAAGGCCACAGAGAAUAUCAAAAGUAAAUAACUGUCUUACAGUCAGCAAUGAAGUGGCUGUGGUGAGAACAUAAUGAACUAUGUAUCUUGCUGUCCAGUCUUUUUUAUUAUUUUGUAUAACACCAAAGCUGUUGUACAUUUUUCUAUUGCCUGAUUGUUUUUCAUGUGUCAGAGUUUGUAAUAUUGUACAGUUGCUGUUAAAUCAAGAAAAUAUUUCCUCUUCUGAGAAUUCAGAUGUACUUGUUAAGGCUCAGCUGGAUUUUUCUGUUUGGUUGAAGGGGUGGGUGUUGGCUUUGGGAUCAGGAUUUUGUGAAUUGAAACAGUAAAUAAAAAUUUACUAAGUCUAGGUGUUGGAAGCAUUUAAAGGUAUCAAGGAAAAUUAGAUAGGUUCACAACUUAAAUUGUAGCCAAUUUCUUAUCAAUAAUAGAAUUUUUCAGGACCUCAAGAAAAGGGAUGAACAUUAACUGAUGUGCUUGCACAGCACAAGGAGCAUAGUGUAAGCAACAUCCUGACCUGGUCCUUAGUUAAAGAGCUUGAAAUCUUUUUUCUGUAAGUUACCAAAGUUGAAAAUUGUAGUAUGAAUUUUAUAUUGCACAAUUACUUUAAAAAAAAACAAACCCAACCAAAAAAAAUUCUCUCAGAAUUGGUCACUGUGAAUUUUUAUGGGAAUAAUAUUGAAGGAAGUGAUUUAUCAUGUACCAUUUAUUUCCUGAGGGGCAGGGAAAUACAUAUGCUAUUAAGCAGGCAAGGAAGAGUUAGCAGAUAUCUUUGCAAGAGCACAGUCAAACAAGAGCCACCAAAUCAAGUCUGUGUUAUUUCUAUAUGUAGAUAGAGUUCUUUUGCAGUAAUGUUUGGGGGGGCUUAUGUAGAUAAAGAAAAUACAUAACAGUAUCACAAAGCUUUAAGUAGCAUCAAAUCACAUGCUUAGAUUGCAGUAUCUUUCCUAGACCAAUGUGGGAAAUGUGAAUAUCCAUUACAGUAAGGAGAACAUCAAUGGAACAUUUUAAUUGCUGUUCAGUACACUCUUCUUCAGUAUUCUGUACUUAACCAUGUGUGUAUAUAAUUAAUACUUGAGAAUCCGGCAAGUGCUUUGAAAGUGUCAUCUCCUUCUAUUGAUGUUGCAUCUCUGAUCUAACAUUGUUUUGAGCUAAUAUGCUCCAGGCUGUGAUGGUGGUAGUUCAUUUUUUGGUGUCUGGACUCGUGUUCUAAGGCAGCGAGAACAAGCCAAAUGCAUCUGAAUCUAGUGGCAGGAGGACUGGGCUGUCACUAUCAGAUUCAUACUAUUUUACAAAAUUACUGUUGUACUGAUGGUUUUGAACCACAAAUAUUACCUUUUGGAGUGAUUUAUUAGGAAAUUUCCAGUGAAAUGAAAUCAGAAAAAUAGCCUAAAUAUUUUUCUUUCAUUCACUGUUGCUUACUUAAUGCCAAAUUGAGUAUAUAUUCACCCCAUAUAUUUUUGAUGUGCAUAAAUAUUGCAUUUGACUAUUUACAGUGGUGUACAUUGUGGGACAAAUAUAUUUUCACAAUAAUAAAUUCACUGAUAACAUA